AUGCGUCGGGUAAGAAAACCAGAUAAACGACGGUCGCAAAUUUCGUCGGUCCACAACGACGGAGUACCUGAUUGCAACCCCAAAGAAGUUGAUGUUUCUCCCGAUAUUGUUACUUCAAAAUUGUCGGAAUCGCAAGAUAAAAUUGCCAAAAGUUUAACAGAUGAAAACGAUAGCUUAAGAAACAAAAACACAACUUUAAGGUAUCAAGUUGAACUUCUUUCAGAACAAUUAAACGAUCUUCGGGAUGUCAAUAACGAUUUAAAAGGUCAAAAUAGUCGAAUAAGAGAGGAAAAUAGUAUUCUCCGAAAUGAACAAUCUCAACUCACAGCACGGAACGAUUGCUUAGUAGAGCAGAUUAUCUUGCUACAAAAGAUGCUUGAAGACAUGGGUGUCACCAUAGACGAAGAGGGUAGCUUUGUGAUCAGCAGGGGCACAGACUCGCCAAACCUUGAAUUUGUGGCUCGUGAAGAAGAAACCGAAAAUUCCUGCAACGGAACCUCUACAAAUCCCGCUUCCUAUCGGAAACCUCCUGCUUGUGAUAGUAAACUCGAUUUCCUUUAG
Messenger RNA from Rodentolepis nana, 561 nucleotides. Lineage: Eukaryota; Metazoa; Platyhelminthes; Cestoda; Cyclophyllidea; Hymenolepididae. The record is from the annotation of a GenBank genome assembly.